Trypanosoma cruzi is the source of this 1035-nucleotide messenger RNA. RefSeq names its product mucin-associated surface protein (MASP), putative. The transcript has a single exon. The record is from RefSeq and is a predicted model, not a curated record. NCBI's taxonomy places the organism in Eukaryota, Euglenozoa, Kinetoplastea, Trypanosomatida, Trypanosomatidae. Bases 1 to 1035 code for a protein of 344 amino acids.
AUGGCGAUGAUGAUGACUGGCCGUGUGCUGCUGGUGUGUGCCCUCUGCGUGCUAUGGUGCGGUGCUGCGGCGGUUGUGUCGGUGGCCGAUUCUGGGGUUGCUGCUGAAAAGGGGAAUGCCUCCACGGGCAAUGAUGACCAGAGAAGGACUGGCGGGGUUCCUGCGUCCGGAAAAAGUAUUGCAUCACCGGUGAAUUCAGGACAAGAAUCAGCAGUUUCAACAAUAAGAAAUGAGCAGACGCCACAGAUUUCUGAAGCUUCUAUUGUGUUGCCUAAACAAAUAACUUUAGAUCAAAAACAGGAAGACGAGGAUGCAAAAGACGGCAAAGAUGGAAAGGAAGAAAGAGAGACACGCGAAGAUGCAAGACCACCACCACCACCUCCUCCACCACCAGGACCACCACAACCUCCGGGAGAACCACCAACGACAAUAAAUGGAAACUCAGCAGGAACUUUAAAUGAAAAACCGGCGAAAGAACUGCCCAUUGCUGAUGAUGGCUCCAACCAGGAACAAGUGCUUAAAUCGUCGGCACCAGCAGCAACAACAACAGCAGCAGCGUCACCAUUAAAAGCAGCAGCAACGCCACAAGUAAAAAAUGAAGACCUCGGCUCUGCAAAUCUCGAUACAGUGCAACAAGUACAAAACGCUCAACGCGGCCUGGAAUCCGAUGGUGAGUCAAUAAAAGAAGACAGUGCUGUCACCACAAACAAACAACAGGAUGGAACAUCUGACAGCCAUGCCGAAUCAACUCCAACAUCACGUUCAUCAGCAAAAAGUGUUGCCGCCAGUAACGGCCCUGACAAGGCUACUGAAGAGGAGAUUUCCAAUAAAAAUACAACAGCUGAUGGUGAAGUAAAAGAAUCCGCACAAGAAGAUGGAAAUAAAGAUGACAAUCAAAAAGAAACACCAAUAAAAACCACAGCUAUUGCAAAUGCGGACGACAGUGACGGCAGCACUGCGGUCUCCCACACCACCUCCCCUCUUUUGCUUCUUCUUGUUGUUUCGUGUGCGGCUGCUGCGGUGGUGGCCGCGUGA